AUGCUACUCGAAAGCCUUGCAAAAUGGGACCCGUUCCAAAUUGACGCCCUUGGCCUCAUAACGAUUUUUGGUGCCGAGGCCAUUCAGAAGUCAAUUGGCAAUCUCACCCAGAGCUGGAUCUGCGAAUACCUCCCUGUCCUGGGAUCUCACGUAAUAGCAAGCAACCAGAUCACAGACCCGGUACCUGGGUUUGUUCUUUACAACAUAACGGAUGCUAUCGUCGCCACGGAUAUCACUUCCUGGUUUACUCGUUGGCUGCUGUCCUACCGCAUUACUUACGCGGCUACCACCAUCACCCUCAAGAUGGAUGGUAGACCCAUGUCGACCUCCAGCCACAGCGCUUCUCUAGCCCUCGGCAUGUUCUGCACCGCACCACUGGUCAUACUUACGGUAUUGAUGGGCGACAACUGGGGAAUAGCAAACUUUGUGUCUAUGAUAGUCACGGUUAUUGUACGACAAUUGAUGCUUUGGGAGCUGCGCUUAUCGAUCGAUAAGGCUGUCGAAAAAUCGAGGAGGGACCCCGGGGACGAGGUCAAGGUGUUUUUAACGCUCCCCGAUGGCCGAGCAGUGACCAUCCUUGGGCCUCGGUCUAUGAUCGUCAAUUGCCUUCUGACAGACCCGCGUCCAUUACACCCGCAGCUUUACAUGGCACUUCAAUUCGUGGCUUGGCUCGCAUUUGGCGGUCAGGCCAUCGCCUUGGGUAUGAGCACAUUAUUUCAUCAAAUCCUGUGUGUGGUUAUCAUGCUGUUUGGGACCUUCCUGACAGCCAUGCACAUUGGUGACCUUCCAUUCGCAAUAGGGACACAGCUUCGAUUGGACGUCGACCUUGGUGACCCAGACUGGCUUCGCUCUCCAGCCUACGCGCGCCUCAAUCUCACCAGAAUUGAAGAGGACACCAUGGUUCACUGGAACAUGAUGCCACAAAGGUCGAAUGAGUUUUGGUGGACGAGAUUUAGAACUACAUACGUCCCACAACGCAUUCCCUUACACCCAGAUAAGCCUGUACAACGCCAUGAUGGAGAGAAGGAUCCAGGACAAACGCUUGAGAGGUCAGCUGCGUUAACAGAUGAUACGCAGGUUUAG
This is a messenger RNA of Fusarium musae, 1083 nucleotides long. RefSeq lists its product as uncharacterized. Bases 1 to 1083 code for a protein of 360 amino acids. The record is from RefSeq and is a predicted model, not a curated record. NCBI's taxonomy places the organism in Eukaryota, Fungi, Ascomycota, Sordariomycetes, Hypocreales, Nectriaceae. The transcript has a single exon.